Pelecanus crispus (Dalmatian pelican) is the source of this 2117-nucleotide messenger RNA. The record is from RefSeq and is a predicted model, not a curated record. NCBI's taxonomy places the organism in Eukaryota, Metazoa, Chordata, Aves, Pelecaniformes, Pelecanidae.
AUGUGUCACCCCAGGGUGGCAGCCAGGCCCUGUCGCCCCCCUGUCCCAUGCUGAGGCCCUGUCCCCGUCGUCCCCGCAGCAUCGUGCACCUGUGCCUGCGCAAGGCUGACCAGAAGCUGGUGAUCCUGAAGCAGAUCCCGGUGGAGCAGAUGAGCAAGGAUGAGCGGCUGGCGGGGCAGAACGAGGGCCAGGUCAGCCAUCCCAACGUCAUCGAGUACUACGAGAACUUCCUGGAGGACAAGGCGCUCAUGAUCGCCAUGGAGUACGCCCCAGGGGGCACGCUAGCAGAGUUUAUUCAUAAGCGCUGUAACUCCUUGCUGGAUGAGGAUACCAUCCUGCACUUCUUUGUGCAGAUCCUCCUGGCUCUCCACCACGUGCACACCAAGCAGAUCCUGCACCGUGACCUGAAGACUCAGAACAUCCUCUUGGACAAGCAUCGCAUGAUUGUCAAGAUCGGAGACUUCGGUAUCUCCAAAAUCUUGAGCAGCAAGAGUAAAGCCUACACAGUUGUGGGAACUCCAUGCUACAUCUCCCCAGAGCUCUGUGAAGGGAAACCUUACAACCAGAAGAGCGAUAUCUGGGCUUUGGGCUGUGUGCUGUAUGAACUUGCCAGCCUCAAGAGGGCUUUCGAAGCUGCGAAUCUUCCUGCCUUAGUAUUGAAGAUCAUGAGUGGGACGUUUGCCCCAAUAUCAGAUAGAUACAGCCCCGACCUGCGCCAGCUCAUCCUUAGCAUGCUGAACCUGGAUCCUUCCAAGCGGCCCCAGCUGAAUGAGAUCAUGGCCCAGGCCAUCUGCAUUCGGCCUCUUCUGAACCUCUACACUGAUGUGGGCAGUGUCAAAAUGAGAAGGCCUGAAAAACCCUUGGCUCCGGUGCCAACAGUGACCCACAGCCGGACAGGGGGACGAGUGAGCAGUGCCAGACCGAGGGGUGUUCGAGGUGGUUCAGCCAGGACAGGAAUCCCUCCUCCGCUGUCAUCCAUCUACACCUGGGGGAGCGGAAUCACCACACCUCUCCGCCUGCCCAUGCUUAACACCGAAGUGGUGCAGGUGUCUGCUGGCAGGACGCAGAAGGCCGGGGUCACCAAAUCGGGGCGGCUCAUCAUGUGGGAGGCUCCCCCGAUGGGUGCUGCGGGAGGCCCUUCUCUCCCGGGAGCCACCGAGCAGCUCCAGCCUCAGUUUGUGUCCCGCUUUCUGGAGGGCCAGUCUGGCGUGACCAUCAAACACGUGUCCUGCGGUGAUCUCUUCACAGCCUGCCUCACAGACAGGGGGAUAAUCAUGACUUUCGGCAGCGGCAGCAAUGGCUGUUUGGGGCAUGGAAACUUCACGGACGUAAGCCAGCCCAAGAUCGUGGAGGCCCUGCUGGGCUACGAGAUGGUGCAGGUGGCCUGUGGCGCGUCUCACGUCCUGGCGGUUUCCAACGAACGGGAAGUGUUUGCCUGGGGCAGGGGGGAUAAUGGUCGGCUUGGGCUGGGUACCCUGGAGUGCCACAACUCCCCCCAGCAGGUUGUGGUCCCGCCGGAGCACGAGGCUCAGAGGGUCAUCUGCGGCAUCGAUUCCUCCAUGGUCCUCACAGUGAAGAACCAGAUUCUUGCUUGUGGGAGCAACAGGUGUAACAAGCUGGGCCUAGAUCGGAUCAGCUCAGCAGAGGAGCCUUCUCCGGAGGACCAGGUGGAAGAGGCCACCGUGUUCAUGUGUGCCCAGUCGUCCCCCUUGAACCAAGAGCCGAUUGUGUGUGCUGACAUUGGUACAGCACACUCCGCUGCAGUCACAGCUUCUGGCCAGUGUUACACCUUUGGGAGCAACCAGCACGGGCAGCUGGGCACCAGCUCCUGCCGCAACAGCCGUGUACCCCACCUGGUUGUGGGGCUCCAGGCGAUGAAGGUCACCGUGGUGGCUUGUGGGGAUGCCUUCACUGUGGCCAUUGGAGCAGACGGCGAGGUGUGCACGUGGGGGAAAGGGGCCAGGGGACGCCUGGGCAGGAAGGACGAGGAAACGGGAACGCCGAGGCCAGUGCAGCUGGAGGAGACGCAUCCGUACCUGGUGACCUCCGUAGCCUGCUGCCACGGGAACACACUGCUGGCAGUAAAGCCUGCUGUGGAAGAGUCACCUUCCCAGUGA